Molecule: messenger RNA, 635 nt
Organism: Aplosporella prunicola CBS 121167
Lineage: Eukaryota; Fungi; Ascomycota; Dothideomycetes; Botryosphaeriales; Aplosporellaceae
Exons: 2
Coding region: 60-509 (149 amino acids)
Source: RefSeq, a predicted model, not a curated record
CCGCCAACGCCAAGGCGCGAUCGGCUUGGCGCGCGUGGGGCCGCUCCCGCCCCCGCUUCAUGGCGGCUCGUCCGCUGUUGGGUGGGUUCGGAGCGGGUGAUCUUGGGUCCGGGGGAGACGUCGAGCUGUACUUUGGAUGCUGGUGUUUGGGGGAGGGUCGCGCAUUGUGCGUGCUGCGAGCGGGCGGAUUUCGCGGCGCGGCUGUGGUUUGGGUUUGGGUUUGUCUGCUGGGCAAGCUGCUGAGUGAAUGUUGUUGUGGGAUCAUGGAAUUGCCCUGCGCAGACCGUCUUGCCAGUUGUCAUCCUCAAUUCCCAUGGGCGAACGUCUUGACAAACCACCCUUUUCAGAGCCCGGAAGUUGAUGCUGCCGCCGGCACUCCAGACGACGCCAUCAAGGCCGGUCCAGGACUGUGCUGGAAGUGUGUAGUCGGUGCGCCGCCCUCGACGAAGGUGCAGUUCCUGUUGAAGAUGACGGUUCAGCCAAAGUGGCCAGGACUGCCCGGCUGGUGACGGCGGUGCUCACGUUGUGCAGCAUACGAGGUAGUUUGACGUUUGACGUCCGCUGCUAUGGGUUCGCGGUGGUGCUGUCGAUCUCCUGAGUGUUGUCUUCACUGCUUCAAAGCGGACACAGAACUG